Messenger RNA from Bufo bufo (common toad), 1809 nucleotides. Its product is annotated as inositol polyphosphate-5-phosphatase A-like. The record is from RefSeq and is a predicted model, not a curated record. Gene Ontology annotation, biological process: phosphatidylinositol dephosphorylation. The transcript is spliced from 17 exons. Bases 518 to 1681 code for a protein of 387 amino acids. Lineage: Eukaryota; Metazoa; Chordata; Amphibia; Anura; Bufonidae. Gene Ontology annotation, molecular function: inositol-polyphosphate 5-phosphatase activity.
GCUUUUGUGUCAGUCUAGCGAUGACAUCACACAAUGGGCUUGCCUUGUUUGUGAUGUCACUUGGCUAGGCCUUGUUUCUUAGGUAACACCGAGACAGCAUUUAUGGUCAUUUAGACAGGCUGCGUGCUCCAGAGGAACUGUGACAGACGCUCUUAGGUUUUGCAAUCGCUUAAAGGAAGUGUGUGGUACAUGACAGCUAGAUGCAGUGGCUGAUGGGUGUUUUACAGUUGCAGAAGCCAGGAUGGGUUGUAGGCCAGACGUUCUCUAGCAGAGAGGCCUAUUUAUAUAUCAGCUGUAGUAUAGACAGCUGGAACGGUUAUGUGUUUGUCAAACCUGCUCAGUAGGCCUUUACCUUUCAACGUCAUGUAACCUGACACUGAGGUAACAACGAGAACAGACAAAAGAAGAGCUGGAGACUUGAGGAAGACACAUAGUAGACUGUGAUUGCAGGAGACAUGUGUGGAGCGCGGGAGGGACAGUCCUGGUUUAGCAGUAUCUGUCACUUGUGAGCUCCAUCAUGGACAGUCUGGGAGUCCUGCUCAUCACGGCCAAUAUUGGCUCACUGUGUGACGAGCCUGAAGAAAUUGAGAAAAAUUGGGUUCAGGAAUUCUAUAAGACGGUGCAGCACCGCCAGUCAGCAUUCAUUGCUCUUCAUAUGCAGGAAUUUGGGGGCAAAAAUUAUCAGGAGAACAUGGGAUCCGCUGAAAACUUCAUCAGGAGGCUGAUUCACAGUGAAGAGAUGUCCCAGUAUGACUGUGUCCAGGCCUUCAUAGACAAAGACUUCACAAAGCCGGAGAGCUUCACAGCCCUGGCUUCCAUCUAUUUCAUACACAGCUCUCUGCGUAAUGUUAAGAUUUAUGAUUUCCAAGAAAAGAACUUUGUGUCCAUCUCGGGCCAUACAAUGUGGAUGGGAUCACUUGAGGAUUGUCCCACUGUUCACAAGGAAAGAUUCCCCCAAGACUUCUGGCUGAAGUUUGCAUGGACUCGCAAGGGAUUCAUGAAGACGAGAUGGCUAGUAAAUGACCGGAUGUUUGAUCUGGUGAACCUUCACCUCUUUCAUGAUGCCUCAAACCUAGUGUCAAGUGACUGCUCCCCGUCUGUGUACAGCGCCAACCGUAGACGAGGCCUAUUCCAUGUGCUGACAAGGUUAAGAGAUGACUGUAAUGCCCCAUUUUUCCUAUUUGGAGAUUUUAACUUCCGUUUGGACUUGAAAAGUUUCAUUCAGGCUCAAGGCUGGUCCUCGAGUGACGCAGGAGGCACAGAUGGACAGACUGCCGUGUAUGAGCAGGACGGGGAGGUUCAGCUUAUAAUAAAAUGUAAAUGGUUUGAACAUCAAAACACAAAGGUAUUUCAGGAUGAAAAUGUGCACAUGCUGCUCAGAUUUGACCAUGAACCUAUCCCUUUCUUGACUGAACUGACCGAGGUCCAGAUCUCCUUUCCACCCACGUACCCUUUUAGUGAAAAUGUGACCAAACCUUCAGAGUUUAUGGGUACGCGAUGUCCGGCUUGGUGUGACCGGGUCUUCAUGUCUCACACAGCCAGAGCCCUACUACAGAAGAGAACAGACGGAGACACCUGUGUACGGUAUGGGAGUAUUGGGGGAGACGUCUGUAUGGGGGAUCACAAGCCCGUGUUCCUCUACUUUGAGAUGGAGACUAAAAUCGACCAGGCGAAGAAUUGACAGGUCGACCACAGCCAGAACAAUUCCAGGAGGUCUCCGACAGAUCCUCGUCUGUAGAUAUGAUGUCACUUACCAUAUUUAAUAUUAUUUUAUUUUAAAUAAAACCUCUUAAUCCUCUGUCACUGUAA